AUGGCACCGUCCGCCGUUGCUUCACCACCGAAGAGGAGGAAAGUGGCAUCGUCCAGUCCUUCUAAACAGGCUGGACCUAGUGGCACUGCUCAGCCGUCUCUUCUCUCCUUCUUCGGCAAUGGUCCCUCCUCAUCGUCCUCUCCGAAUCGCUCCGACUCACUACAACGCACACCUUCGGAUCAACAGCACUGUGAUGAGCCUCGACUCGAUAGCAAAGCGGAAAGCACAGCCGACUGUCCAAUCUGCGGCCGAAAGAUUCCUUUCAACACGGUACAGGCUCACGUCAAUACCUGCCUCGAUGCUGCAGACACAAUAGAUCAAGAGCCACAGGUUUUGCGGGACCAUGUCAACGAGCAGCCUUUAUCGCCAGCCAAGGAUGCCUCUCCCGGCCAAUCAUGCUCGCCUGCACCACCUGCCGACAUUUUACGUCCUCUAAAGACUGAAGCAGCCACCGCACAAAGGCUGACGCAGCCGCAACCAGCCAAACUCACAUCUAUAUCCGAGCUAGCUUCGACGCUAGACGCAACCGUCGCACCGACCAAUGCAUCUAUACAAGGCACCGGCGUCACGGCUCAAGCCGUCUCAGGCACGAAAUCAUCAACGACACCCUCUUCCAUUCUCUCCUCUGCCAAGCGCGCAGACUCGUCCGCAUUCACAGUGCUUAUGAAGUCCCAUUCCGAGUCGAAACAAUGGGCCACAGCAGAUGCAGUCGAAGCUGCAAACUACCGCGGCAAAGCAAGGUCGCGACCAGACGCUCGUACAGCUCCCUUUUAUAAAGCGCUCGAAGGCAUGCCUCUCACUGUCGACGCCUUUCGUUUCGGAAAGAUUGAAGGUUGCCGCGGUUACUUUCUCACUCAUUUCCACAGCGAUCACUACGGAGGCAUGACUGCCAAUUGGAACCACGGUCCCAUCUACUGCAGCCUCACUUCAGCCAACCUCUGCCGCACUCAUCUCGGUGUUGAUCCACAAUGGCUGAGACCGCUCCCGAUGGAAGUCCCCGUGCUGGUGCCGGAUAGCGGAGGCGUCACGGUCACCUGUAUCGAAGCCAACCACUGUCCUGGAUCAUGUCUCUUCCUUUUCGAAGGCCCGCAGACAUCGCAGCUGCUCUCGCGCAAUCAUGCCAGCCCUUACAUCGGCACAGGUAGGAUCUUCCGGUACCUCCACUGCGGCGACUUUCGCGCCAGUCCGGUCCACACGAAUCACCCCUCCAUCAUCGGCAAGAAGCUUGACAUUAUCUACCUCGACACUACUUACUGUAACCCACGAUAUUGUUUCCCAGCUCAGGAUCAGGUCAUCGAGGCCUGCGCCGAGCUCGUGCGCCGCAUAGUGCCCGAGGCACAGCUGGAAUGUAACAAAGCUCUCAUGCAAAAGCAGAUCGAAGCUGGAGAACGGGAGGACUGGACACAAGCGCCACCGCGCAAGCUCAAGGGAAGCGUCGAUACCAACAGCGCUUCGGCCAACGCAUUCAAGGGUUGGUUCGAGACCAAAGUCGAGAACCCCGACGGUACGAUCACGGCUCUGCGACCUCCGUCAAUAUCAAGGGACUCGAGCAGUGGCGAGAUCAAAUUUGAAGAAGAGUCGGAUGCGGUUUCGAUCAAGCAGGAGGAGGCACAGGAUGAGAGUCUGGGAUACGACGACGAAGAUCUCUUCGACCAAGAAGACCCGGUGGAAGAGGACGGCGUGUACGACAGACCCGCGAACGCCUCGGAACAGACUUCAGUUCCUCGCGUCAAGCUCGAGCCGUCAGACGACUCCCUGCUCGAUGUACCGUUCGCAAGCGAGAAGGCAGACGAUCAGGUCAAAGUCGAGCCAACGGACUCGCCAGCACGAGAGAUGAAAGAGGAAGACGAUUCGAAACCCGAUGUCAAGGCGACGACGCCAGACGAUGCAACUGCAAGCAAUUGGCUGACCAAGCAUUCCGAGACGUCACGAGAUGCCGUCUCGUCGAUGCGGCGUCGCGACGGUGGUCGUUUACUCGUCGUCAUCGGCACCUACACCAUCGGCAAGGAACGGAUCGUCAAAGCUGUAGCUCGCGCCAUGAACUCCAAGAUCUUCUGCAUGGACUCACGCAAGUACCGCGUGUACGCACAACUCGAAGACCCCGAACUGCAUUCGAUGCUCACCCGUUCGCCCUCUGCAUCGGUGCACGUCACCAAUCUGCACGCGAUCAACGGCGAAGGGCUCCGCGAUGUCGUUGCUGCGCUCCGUACGCGCGGUCACGACUUCACGCACGCGGUAGCAUUCCGUCCCACCGGCUGGACGUAUAAACCACCCGCUGGGAUGGACACGGUUUCGCCCAGUCUCGAUCGUCUGAUCCAGUGGAACCAAUCGCGGUCGUUUGGGUUCCAAAAUCUGUACCCGACGAGGGACAGUACGCCGGAUUACAUGAUCUACGGCGUACCGUAUUCAGAGCAUUCGAGCUUCUUUGAGUUGACCGCGUUCGCGCUCUCGACGAGGUACGAUAGGAUCAUCGCGACGGUGAAUGUGGGGAAUCCGACGAGCCGGGCGAAGAUGGCAAAGUGGUUCGAGAAGUGGAUGUUGGAGAAGCGGAGGAGGGAGAAACACGGGUUGAGCGAGUUGGAUGCCAGGGCGAUUACUUAUUGGUGA
This is a messenger RNA of Pseudozyma hubeiensis SY62, 2607 nucleotides long. RefSeq lists its product as hypothetical. The transcript has a single exon. The record is from RefSeq and is a predicted model, not a curated record. NCBI's taxonomy places the organism in Eukaryota, Fungi, Basidiomycota, Ustilaginomycetes, Ustilaginales, Ustilaginaceae. The coding region runs from base 1 to 2607 and encodes 868 amino acids. Gene Ontology annotation, molecular function: damaged DNA binding; 5'-3' DNA exonuclease activity. Gene Ontology annotation, biological process: protection from non-homologous end joining at telomere; interstrand cross-link repair; double-strand break repair via nonhomologous end joining.